AUGCACCUAGAGCUUCGCCUGAGAUGUGCUAUAGAGCUGGCGAUAAACGAGGACUACUAUCCUGCGGACGAUGACUUGGUGGAGCGUCUAAAGGCACAGGAGACUCUAAUUCGCGGUUGCCGAUCAGACCAGCAUGGAAAUAUCGAUACUCAAGCCAUCAGAGGCGCAUUUAGAGAGGACGUACGCAACAAGUUCCAUGCAGCUUCAAAGAUGGCAUUUGUGCUCCUUGCUGGGGGUGAGCUCCAUCCCUACUCAGCAGCAGACAAGGUGGAAAUCCCUGUGUUGGGCAGCAAAGAGACCAUAUGGAAGGCAUGGAAGGUAAAGGACCAAAGAACUGACCUUUGGGUACCCGAGAUUGAGUGCCAAAGGACACAUUUUCCAGAGUCACUUGCAGGUCCUACACCAACCCAAACCUCUGAAGCCUUUCCGGGGGCUGCAAUAAAUGCUGUUGCUUCUGGAAAUAACUGUUUCGUGUCAGUGGCUACUGGCAAGUCUCUGGUGUACCAACUACCAGCUUGCCUCUCUAUCGGAUUAACUGUGGUCGUGGUGCCCCUGAAGUCCUUAAUCCAGGACCAAAUCUGUAACUGCCUCCAGUAUGAUAUUCAAGCCGCCUCUCUUCAUGGUGAUAUGAGUCACACACAGAAGCAAGGUGUUUACACAGCCAUCCGUGAUCCUUCAUGCCCAUUUAAGAUCCUAUAUGUUACUCCAGAGAUUUUAGUUAAUGAUCACACUCUCCAAAUGAUCCUGGUGGAGCUGACAUCUAGAGGCCAGCUAGAACUUUUGGUCAUUGACGAGGCAUAUUGUGUAAGUCAAUGGGGCCAUGACUUCCGAGAAAGCUACCUGGGCCUUGGUGCUGUCACAGCCAAGUUCCCCAAUGUGCCAAUGUUAAUGUUGACAGCCACAGCAACAAAGACAACUCAGGAAGAUUUUACAAUAAUUCUGAAAGCUAAAGGUGUGGUAUAUGUGACAGAGGCUGUUAACCGACAUAAUAUCCACUAUGAUGUGUAUGGAAAAUCCAACAAGACUGUUGAUGAAAUUGCUAAUAUUGUGAGCCCACUAGAUUGCUUCUUAGUAUUUUGCACAACAAGAAAAGCAUGUGAGGAACUGUCUCCCCUCCUUGAAGCAAGGGGGUGAAGACGAAAUUUUACCAUGGUGGUCUCUCAAGUUCUCAGAGACGAGCGCCGAGAGCAGUGGCUUGAUGGAACUCUCCAGUGCCUGAUCUCCACGAAUGCCUUUGGAAUGGGCAUAAACAAGCCCAAUAUACGGGUAGUCAUCCACUAUUCGCUGCCUGCAAGUAUAGAGGAUUUUGUCCACGAGAGUUGACGGGCCGGAAGAGAUGGUUUACCAGCAAGAUCUGUCUUGUAUUUUACACCACAGGACAAAGUGUUUCACUUAAAGAAUAUAUCAACACUUAUGAAAGUCAAUAGGGACUAUGCUAAUCAUAGAUUAGCAAGUUUUAACACUAUGGUGUACUAUGCAUUCCAGAAUGCAACAUGCAGGCGCCAGAUUAUAUGCAAUCAUUUUGGAGAAACUGUGGACUGCCAGAAUAUGUGUGACAUUUGCCUUGCAUCGAGGGAGACCAUAGAAGUGGAUGUAACUAUCACAGCAAAAGCAGCUGUCAACAUUGUCCAGCGUUCAUCCAACACAGUGGGGAGGUCAAGGUUUACACUCAAUCACUUUGCCAAAGUACUGACAGGAAAAAAAUAAUCUAGUUUGACCAUGACAAAUUUCCAGAGUAUGGCACCUUGAAGGCAACUACUGAACAAGGUGAAUAUAUUCUUAUGCUUCUUUCCUGCAAAGACAUUCUCUGUGAAAUGCUUCCAGAAGAGAGCUCUAGGAAUCAGAAUGUGGUGUACCUUACUCUAGGCAGCAGAGUGAGUGAUGGAUUUGCAGAAGGUGAUUUGGAGUGAUUUGAAGAGAGUAGUGUGACCCUUUUUCAAUUUUAUUUACUCAAACAAUUGAAACACAGCUGUAUGAGUGCUGUCAAAGUGUAUUGGUCUGCUUUUGUUAAUAGUUACAUCCCACUAUGGGCAUACAGUACCCCCAAUUACUAUCAGGGGAGUGGCUGAAAUAAACAUAGAAAUAAUGUCAAAAUAUUUUUAUUGAUUAUGCUGUCGUUCAUAUGUAGUUACAGUGGCGGAUCUAGGAUUUAAAAAGAGGGGGGGUGAUCUUUUUGACAUAAUUCAUUCCCUGUUUCACCUAGUGCAGAGGCCUGGCUUUCUGUCGGGAACAUUGUCUGGUUCUCGUCCAGUGAAUAGCAUCGCGUUUCAUCGAAUUCGGCUGUAACGAUUUACAACCACUUAUGUUUUUUUCCAAAAAUCCUUUUUUCUACGCCCAACAAGGCGGUGUGACAUAUCACCCCCGUCACCACCCCUGGAACCGCCACUGAAUUGUUUUUUUCAUUAUAUAGUAAUUUUUUCAUUAUAGUAUUAUCAAAGUUCCCCAAUUUUAUUUACCCAAACAGUUGAAACACAGCUGUAUGAGAAGUGCUGUCGAGGUGUAUUGGUCUGCUUUUGUUAAUAAUUACAUCCCACUAUGGUCAUACAGUACCCCCAAUUACUAUCAGGAAAAAAUAAAUAAAAAAUACACAUAAAUGGCUAAAAUACACAUAAAAAUAAUGUCAAAAUAUUUUUAUUGAUUAUACUAUCGUUCAUAGUAAAUGUUUGUUUUCAUUAUAUAGUAAUUUUUCAUUAUAGCAUAAUCAAAGCAAACUAUAUAAUGUGAACCUAUAUUAGAUAUAUUUGCCUCAUUGUACUAUAUAUAAUAAGUAAUUUUCUUACAUUUUAAAACCCGAACUAUGUACAUUGCUUGGGUGCUGUCCUAUGAUUAAAAUUGUACAUGGUAGCGUAUGUGCACUAAAUGCUAACUAAGCAUGACAUAAGGA
This is a messenger RNA of Nematostella vectensis (starlet sea anemone), 2884 nucleotides long. Its product is annotated as ATP-dependent DNA helicase Q-like 4B. Gene Ontology annotation, biological process: double-strand break repair via homologous recombination. Lineage: Eukaryota; Metazoa; Cnidaria; Anthozoa; Actiniaria; Edwardsiidae. Gene Ontology annotation, cellular component: cytoplasm; chromosome. The transcript has 4 exons. The record is from RefSeq and is a predicted model, not a curated record. Gene Ontology annotation, molecular function: nucleic acid binding; ATP binding; four-way junction helicase activity.